Messenger RNA from Melampsora larici-populina 98AG31, 702 nucleotides. RefSeq lists its product as uncharacterized. NCBI's taxonomy places the organism in Eukaryota, Fungi, Basidiomycota, Pucciniomycetes, Pucciniales, Melampsoraceae. The coding region runs from base 159 to 371 and encodes 70 amino acids. The record is from RefSeq and is a predicted model, not a curated record. The transcript has 2 exons.
CGUCCACCGGAUUUCAGAAAUGUUUAAAUCAGUGGCGAGAAGUAGAAGCAAGAAAACCACAAAUCGGAGAACCUAAACCAAGGAAACAAAUACCAUGGAAUGAUGUAUCAUUAGUUCACCAUGAAUUACCGGUCAAAGAUUUUAAAGAAAGACGGAAUAUGCCAGAUUUCAAAUUAGCAACCCAAAGAAGAGCCAAAGAAAGAGAAGAUUGGGAACAAACUAAAGCUGUUAAAGAAAGAUAUGAACAACAAAUUAAAGAUCAAGAAGAAAUGAAAAGGUUAGAAAGAGAAAGAGAAGAAUAUAUUCAAAUGAGAAAAGAUCGAAUUGUGAAAGCUAAUCCAGUACCAGAUUAUUUAAAACGUUCAAAUUGAUUGAGAGAUAUACUUUUUUUCUUUCUUUCAUUAAGGAUUUUUUGGUGAUUGGGAUCUUGUAAAUCUUUUUUUCCAGAGUUUAUAUAGGUAUUUGAUGUAUCUUUUUAAUGGUUGUUGUGCAGUUAUAGUUUAUAAUUUGUUUGUUUCUUUUAGUUUCUUGACAUUAAUUCCACAAUUUUUCUUCGAUUUUUCUUUUUUGAUUUUCUCUUUUCCUUCUUCUCUCUUGUUUUCAAUGCAUUUUUAUUGUUUAGUGGAUUUGAACUAUUUGACACUUUCUGGGGUUUAGCUGAUUUAAUUUAAUUUUUUACAAGAUGUGUUGUUUGUUCAUUAU